GUUGAACCAGCAAUGCAACUGUCACUGCUGUAUGUGCUUAAUGAAAUUAUCCUUAAAUGUACGAGCUACGGAGUUCCUGAGGUGAAGAACUCCUUCAAAGAGCCCAUCGUUGAUGCAAUGAAGUAUUGUCAUUACCUAUCCAGACCGGGAUUGCUGAUCAAAAAAGUUAAAAAGCUCGUGCUCAUGUGGGUGGAACGGGGUCUUUUCGAUCGAAAAUUCACUCACCAGCUAACCCGAAUAUCAAGUUAGUUUUCUAUUGCUUUUAAGCCUGACAAAUUUAUCAGCCAAUUGCGAGGGUUCAAACAGAUGGAUGAAACAAUUGUGAACUAUUCUGAAUCGGACUUGGCUCCCGCAUCUUUUUCCCUCCCCAUUGACGCGAUUCUCAGUCGCGUGAAAAGCAAGAAAGAAGGCCAGUCGUUUUCGCGUCAGGUUACCACGUAUACCAAUCAGUUAGAAGAGGCCUUGAGUAAUAUGGAUAGGAAACUUUCAGCUCAGGAAGCAUUGCUCAAAAACAUUGACAAGGCAAUGCUCUUCUAUUCGGCUCAGCAGAAAGAAGCAGCUGUUGUCACAAACGCCUACAAGUCUUACGAACAGCAAGUACGCAACACGCUGAGCACAAUUUGCAACGAGAGUGGCAUCAGUGAGGCCGACAAGUCCCCUGUGGCCGUUGAAAUGGCUACGGAUGAUGACGAUGCCGAGCCAGUUGUGUCCUCCCUUCAAGCCACCGACGCCGCUCCGCCGAAAUUCUUUGAGGACGACGAUGAGGAGGACGGCGUUGAUGCUGGUGGCGGAGGUGCCUCAGACAUGUCUGAGGAGGAGGAUGAGGGAAAUCCCGAUCCCUUUGGAAUUCGUCGUCAAAUUUCGACCUCCACGAUUGACAUUAAGGAUCUCUUAGUUGAUCCCAAAUCUCUCUCUCAUUUACCGUUCAGUAACUUCAUCUUCACUGAUGACCGGGGAGACGUUGACUAUCGCCCCAUGUUCGCCAAAAUGGUUGCAAGCAAAUUCGCCACUACGAAAGAAGCUGUUGGAGAAAACCCACGUGGAACGGAUACUCGGGCCGCAAAAGAGGUGUUAGAUGAAGAAACAGUCGACGAAAAUAUGGACCUAUCGGACGACGGUGAUGCUGGGGCAGUGGAGGGCAAGACGUCCGUCUCCAAUGCUUCUGCUUUGACUGAAACUGGCGAUUUUGACUACAGACAGCCAGUAGUAGCUCAAGGGGGGAAAUGCGAGAACGAGGAUAAUUCCUCAAACGGUGAUCCCUUCGGCCUGGGCAAGGGUGCGAGUAGAGGCCAAGACUCAGACCUUCGCUUCCCGAAGUCCUCAGUUACCGAACAGCCCCCGCUUGUUGGCGAUUCUGAUUACCGACAGUUUCCGCAUCCACCUAAACAGUCGUUACCAUCGACGACAUCAGCAUCCCUCUCGUGGGAAACGAAUGGGGACAGUGAUCUUCGGCAAAGACAAGUUGCUACCGCCGCGGCUGCUGCAGCUGCGUCGAUGUACAAUACAGCGAUAGCCAAUGCUGUUGCUGCCCAAUCCCUACUUUUUGCCCCUCCACCACCUCCUCAACCCCUCUUUGUACCCCUUCUAACUCCUCAGACCGCUCCUGUGCUGCCAACUGUCCUUCCCCAAGCGCAAACAUUACCUGUUCCUGUCACAUCGUCGGUCAUCACCUGCCAUCAAAACCAUCAGUCUGAGGCAUCGGUCUCGGCUCCUUUGGUUUCUUCACCUCAUAAACACCAAAUCCCUGUUACAACAUCGACUUUCACUAUGCAACAACCGUACCCGUCAGCUGCUGCCUCAACGGCGUCUGCACAUGUUUGCCUGCCUAAUAUCUCCCCAGAUCUCUUAUCUACUUUGAAGAAAAUCAACCUUCCCGCUGUGUCAUCAUCUGCGAAAUCACCUGAGCGCCCUAACGCAUCACCCUCCUCCAAGCCUACAGCCGCUCCUAGUCAGUCCGAUGCCGUGACCAAGCUGCUGCAGCAGAAACACAGCGCCUCGAUCAAAACAGAACCCGAGAAACUUCAGGGUGAGGAUCCUUUCACGAUCAUAUCUCGGCUGACUGGCCUCUCCAACUUGAUUCAAUGUGUGAAGCCGGCACACGAAUCUGCACCGAGUCAACCUGUUGAGAUUCCUACCACUAUGGCAACCUCCUCAUCUGAUUCCGAAAAACCGCUUGCCACAGUACUAGAUGCUCAGACAACGCCAAAUUACUCCGAAGACUCCAGCGAAGAGGAAGACAACGUAAUAGGGAAAGAGGCACAUUCGACUUCUCUCAUUACGCCAUCCGCUUCAGGAGUCAUCGGUGGUGACGGUGACUUAGAAGAGGAAGAAGAAGGGGAUGGUGGAGAUACACCAACUCAGGACGAAUCUGAGGUCUCACGCGAAGCCGCCCCCGCCCCCAACUGUUUCCCCUACCAACAGGCGGGACUGGGUGCGGGCGUACUCACUCAGCCGAAUUUCUCUCCUCUUGUGGCGCAAAAGCCCAUGGGACCGCCUCCCUUGCCCGGAAACCCCAACAAUUUGCUCCUCUCGUUCCCCAUGCUCUAA
Molecule: messenger RNA, 2547 nt
Organism: Mesocestoides corti
Lineage: Eukaryota; Metazoa; Platyhelminthes; Cestoda; Cyclophyllidea; Mesocestoididae
Source: the annotation of a GenBank genome assembly